AUGAGUAUCAUCUCACGAUCUCGGUGGCUCAGAUGUAGAAUUUGGAGGUUCUUUACACUCCGAACAUUCUUGAUCUUUAUAUUUUGUUGUAUUAUUCUUGAAAUUACUCUCGGUCUUCCCAGUUAUAAGCAGGAAGAUGAUGUACACACGGAAUAUCCUCGAGAUUUUGAUAGCAAAGAAGUAAUACACAGCUCAUUUCAAACGGAAACAUCUGUCCAGGAACUGGCUGAAAAAAAGGAUGACCGGAAGUCUAAACUGGAAACGGUAGCACCGUUUAAGCAGUCAUUAACAUCACUACAUUCAGUGAGAAUACAAAAGCAGGAUGAAGCGCAAAAUAGCACUAAAGCUUCUUACGAUGAAUCAUUUUAUGCAAAUAGGAUUAUUCAUUUUGAUUUGAAAGGUGCUGCACCAAAAAUAUCAUAUUUGAAGGAAGUAUUAAGGCUUAUAAAAGCGAAUGGCGCUACUGGAAUUUUGCUAGAAUGGGAAGAUACAUUUCCAUUCAGUGGUAUCUUAGCAGAGAAUCGUAAUAGUGAUGCUUACACGGUGGAAGAAGUUCGUGAUUUUUUGGAAACAGCCAAAUCACUCAAGCUUGAUGUUAUACCGCUUGUGCCAACUUUUGGACAUUUAGAAUGGAUUCUUAAAGUUGAAAAAUUUAGGCAAUACCGACAAAACGACAUGUUCCCACAGGUCAUCUGUUUAGCAGAUGAUGAUGGUGUUUCAGUAAUUUUGGACGCUAUACGGCAGGUUGUCCAGUUUCAUCAACCAUUCGGAAUAACGUAUUUUCACAUUGGUGCUGACGAAGCUUUCCAGUUCGGUGAAUGUUUGAAAGAUCGUCGAUGGCUUAAAGAAAAUAAAAAUAAGGGAAAAGAUAAUCUUGCAGCAAUGCAUUUAGCAAAAAUUGCAAAUUACAUCAAAACUCUAAUUCCAAAUGUCAGAGUGUUAGCAUGGUACGAUAUGAUUAAAUUAUUUGAAUCUUCAUUGAUCGAGUUCUAUCAUCUGGAUCAACUCUUAGAAGUGGUGGUUUGGGAUUAUUCCGAAACGUUGCAGCAGCAAAAUGAGUUCACAUGGAAUUCUCUGGCUGCAAAAUUCCCAAUAGUUUGGGGCUCAUCCGCUUACAAAGGAGCCAAUGGACCAUUAUCAGCGUUUUUGGAUUUGAAGCAUUAUUUUCGAAACAAUAAGUCAUGGAUUACACAUCGGAAAACAUAUGGCACAUUAUUUCGUACAUUCCGAGGUUUAAUCAUAACCGGUUGGCAACGAUAUGAUCACUUUGCAGUAUUAUGCGAACUUCUUCCGGUAGCACUUCCAUCAGUUGUGUUAAAUCUUCUAGUAGCAAAAGCAGGUGAUAAACUUUCUACUCAAUCGAUAAUUAAAUCUGUCACUGCUGCACUGAAUUGUACAUCAAGAAUCUCAUUAGAAUACAUGCAUUCAUUUGAUUCCUGCGACUUCCCAGGUGUUGAAUUAUUCAGUGUUAUUCAUUCCUUACGUAAUCAUAUCAAAGUGAUCAAAAGUGAAGUUUUUGAGAGUCACCAGGUAAAAGGUUGGCUCAAUCGAUUCAAUGUACACCAUGGUUACACCCAGUUGUGGUAUUUGCUGCAAAUGAAAAGCAUCAUUGAAAUGCAUAUUAGUGACAUGCUUAAUUUGACCAAAAUGAUCCAGUCUUUGAUGCAGCCAAUUUUCCGGAAAAAUACAAUCGAUGAAUGGCUAUAUGAAUAUACUGAUCCGAUUAUAGAGCAAUUGAGGGAACUAUUGCAACACAUUUCUGAACUUAAAAUGCGACGAACAUUCACUGUUAGAAAUUUUGACAUCAAAAGGAAAGAGAUGCAAGCAUCGUAA
This is a messenger RNA of Brugia malayi, 1833 nucleotides long. RefSeq lists its product as uncharacterized. Bases 1 to 1833 code for a protein of 610 amino acids. Gene Ontology annotation, biological process: carbohydrate metabolic process. Gene Ontology annotation, molecular function: hexosaminidase activity. The record is from RefSeq and is a predicted model, not a curated record. Lineage: Eukaryota; Metazoa; Nematoda; Chromadorea; Rhabditida; Onchocercidae. The transcript is spliced from 13 exons.